Molecule: messenger RNA, 105 nt
Organism: Parastagonospora nodorum SN15
Lineage: Eukaryota; Fungi; Ascomycota; Dothideomycetes; Pleosporales; Phaeosphaeriaceae
Exons: 2
Coding region: 1-105 (34 amino acids)
Source: RefSeq, a predicted model, not a curated record
AUGGCGGUCGACGAGUGCAGAGAUCCACGUUGGCUAUCGUGGUGGGAAGCUAAUGCCCCGAAGAAAGAGAAACACGUCCAAACACACACCAGAAACUUCACUUAA